Molecule: messenger RNA, 3756 nt
Organism: Oreochromis aureus
Lineage: Eukaryota; Metazoa; Chordata; Actinopteri; Cichliformes; Cichlidae
Exons: 11
Coding region: 76-3342 (1088 amino acids)
Biological process (GO): negative regulation of gene expression
Cellular component (GO): cytoplasm; nucleus
Molecular function (GO): transcription corepressor activity
Source: RefSeq, a predicted model, not a curated record
UUCACACAAAGCAGUGACACAAAAGGGUGUUAACUGUAUCGAAAUUUCUCCUUUUAGUUUAGAAUAUUAGGGAAAAUGGAUAAAUACACAUAUCCACUGUUUUUUGAAGCCAAAGGUCUCUCUGACAAUGAUAUUCAGGAUAUCUGGAGAUACUUUCAGAGAGGACAAGACUCUGGGGGUGGUGAGUGUGGAAUUCCUGGAGAGGUUGACGGCAACACCUAUAAAAUCUGUUUCAAGGACAAAGAAGUUCAGGAACGGGUUUUGCUGAGAAAGUUUCAUGCCAUCUCUAUUUCUGGUGGAAAACAGUAUUUAACAGUGAGCCAAACAAGUUUACCUCCACAGACCCUCAAUCAGUCGUCGACCAGUCAGUCUCAGGCACCAACAAAAGUGAUCACAAAACAUCUUGAGAAGACCUUUAACAUAGAUAUUUUCCUCUUGUAUUAUCUGAGAGAUAAACCCAAGGCAUUAAAAAUUCUACAGAAGCAACUCUCUUAUAUCGGCUGCACGGUGGAGUUAAAAUUUGAAGAUGAAAAUGUUGUAGUUAGAGGUGACAGUCAGAGUCAGCCAGGAGAAUGCCCUGCAGAGAAAAAGGAGCAACAGCUUGAUCAGAUUUUCAGCCGUUUCAAUGAGAACUACCUCUGCUAUCAUGUAUUUGAGCCAAAACAGAUCAAGAUGCUGCUGCAAGACUCCUCCCUUAAGAUAGAUGAUAUCAAAGUGUACAAUGAGAAUGGCUAUGCUGUGGUUGUGGGAGAGGUUCAUGCUGUGAAGGAGAAGAUUGCAGAUCUGGAAAACAUUCAAUACACCAAAAAGGAGCUUCCAAUUGUGGAGAAGCAUUACAGGCUCAUAGAAGAAGAGUUCAAUCGAGAAAUGUGCGCUAACUAUCCAGAUGUUAAAGUCGUCAGAGGUAGUGCCACAAUCACUUUGGAGGGCUCUGACACAGAGGUGCAGUCAGGAGCUGCAAAACUGGAUGAAUUGAUUAAGAACAUAAAGGAAAAUAGAGUCAAGUUCCCCACAGCUCUGCUAACCUUCAUCAAAACCAGUGGAGCUAUCUCCAAAUACCAAGCUCGUUUCCAGCAGAGCCUCAGAAACCCUGUUUUCUUUGAGGUGGGUUCAGAUCUGGUUCUGUCAAGUUUGUCCUCUGAUGCUCUGAAUGAGGCCGAGGCAGCAGUGAUGAGAGAGUUUAAAGUGGCCACUGUACAGCUGCAGGGAGCUGCAGCAGUACCUCCAGAUUUAGAUAGAGUGAAGGAAAUCCUGAUGAAAGCCAAGAAAGAAGCAAACAUUAGCGAGUUAAGAGUGGACGUGAGCUUCAUGCCAGGAGUUACUGGAACUACAACGACCAAAGUACGACUGGUGGGCUACAGUGAAGAUGUUAACAAGCUCAAUGAGGUCCUUCAUGGUUUCCAAAAGAAUGAAGUUGAUAUUCAAGAAGUGCUAAACUUGCCACAUCCUGAACUGGUUGACUGCUUUGAUAAAGUGUUAGACCUGAUUGGCAUGAAGCAGACUAAGGUGACCUUGAAAGCCUCACAUGUUCCACAUCCCUGUGUGCUUGUAAUGGGUCCUCGUUCUCUGGUUCAGAAAGUUCAGGCAGACUUAGCCAAAAGUCUAGCGCAGCUGUCAACUGAUACAGUGGUGUUAAAUGGACCGGCGGUGCAAUUGUACUUCCAGGAAGAAGGCAGAAAAAACAAAGAGGUGUUGGAGAGAUCCUGUCAGGUGAUCAUUAGGGAACAACAAGAAGUCUAUUCUCAAAGUACUGCAAGUGUGUUAGAUCUUUACCCAGAACCACUAUACAUUAACGUCCUCAGCUCCAACCCAGACAGAUUGGAAAGCAACACUGCUAGCAGUACACCAAAUACAACAGCUGUUAACAAAACAAACCUGGAGAUCAAGCUUAGCACUUUGGAAGAUGAACAGGUGAAUGUGGUGGUGGCCCCCAUGGUAUCCAAAAAGCUUACUUCCACGAAAGUUGGUAAAUGUCUACUGAAAAAAGCAGGAAAUCCAUUGCAGAAGGUCUUUGAUCUGAUAGCUCGGAGGUGGACCCUUUCUGCUGGUAAUGUUAUGGUGGUUGAUGCACCUCCAGCUCUGAGCUGCUCUAAGAUCUUCUUCAUUGAGUGUCUGCAAUGGGAUGGAGUUGAUGGCCUCAGCAUGCAGACCCUUGCUAAUGGGCUAAAAAGGUGUUUGGAACUCUGUGUAAAGGAAGGCUGGUGUUCAGUUGCCUUUCCGAUCAUUGGGCCUGGGGUAAUUCUGAAAUAUCCCCAAAAAGAAGCCAUUCAAGUGCUGACUGACAGCAUUCACCAGUUUGGAUUAUCUGGGUCUUGUGGAUCUCUUCACAACAUCAGUGUUGUCAUUAAACCAGACUACCAAGACUCUGAGGAGUGCUACCAAGAGGUCUACAGACAGCUGAGCUUGAAGAUGAAGCAGAGAGGCCAAGUAACCUUCAAGUCCCUCAAAAGUGACCUAGCUGAUGUCACCAUCAAAGUAGGAGGUGUUGUUGAACUACAACUGGUCUUUGGUGACAUUGUUAAUGAGACUACAGAUGCUGUGGUGAACUCAACAAACUUCACAAAUUUUCAAGGUGGCGUAUGCCGAAAAAUAUUAACUAUGGCUGGACCUCAGGUUGAGGCUGAACUCAGAAAUGCAAAAGUAAAGAAGGGAGACAUUUUAAAAACCCCACCUGGAGGGUUCCCAUGUAAAGCCAUUUUACACGUGUGUGGAGAAAAAAAUGUGAGUCUCAUUGAGAAGCAGCUGUUUUACAUCAUUCAACUUUGUGAGUCUUCUGGAUACAAGUCUGUGGCCCUACCUGCCAUCUGUGCUGGAUCUGCUGGCUUGGACCCCAACCAUGUGGCAUAUGCCAUCCUCCAAGGAGUUAAGACUGCUGCAUCUUUCCGUCCUCUCCAGUGUCUCACCAACAUUCGCCUUGUUCUCAACAAGCUCAAUGUGUUCCUGGCAUUUAAAAAACGAGCGAUGCAGAUGUUUCCCUCUACUGUUAUCAACACAGUUGUUUCACAUGCCCCCCCAGUUAUGAACAUACACCCAAGCAUCCUUUCUACCAGCUCCAGAAUUCAACAUUACACCUUCAUGAUUGUCGGACUAUGCAGAAAAAAUGUUGACAAUGCCAUUGCAAAUCUCAAAAGUCUGUAUCAGGCUGAGUGCGCUACGGAAAUCUUCAGGCAGGAUGAACUUGCAGGCCUCACUCAAGACGAUGUGAACCACCUAAAGCAGUUGAUUGAGGUCCUGGGUGUGCAUGUAGUAGAAGACCAUUAUAAUCCAGGCUGCUGGACUGUGAGUGGACUGAAAGAUGGAGUCCAUCAGGUGAUGGAAAUGAUCAGAAAAUCUGCUACGUAAAUAUUUAGUUAAUAAAAAUGCUAAAAAUCUUGCUGGAUUUUUUGUUUUGUUUUGUUUUUGUGCAUAUCUGCAAAACAAAAGAGUUCUGUAUUAAAAUACAGAUAGAUAUUAGUUUUUGGUCUAAAAACCCUGCCAAAACCCAAAACAAAACCACACCCAUAAGUUUCUUUAUACUGAUUACAGUUUCUUGAAUACCUCAAUUAGCUUAGCAUCAACAGAAAUGUGUGAAAUGCACUCUGCUCUGCUGAGCAAAGAAAAAAUAUAUACCAGCCACAAAAUUUAUUUUGAAGUUUAAAGUUAUUUGAAAAUAAAUGUGAAAAUGUGAUUACAGCAAAUGUAAAUGUCAAGUUUUUUUCAAUUUUUGGGCAUGUAGGCUAAUCAAAGCAGAAAUAAACAUCUUUCCUGGGAUAUUAA